Uranotaenia lowii is the source of this 1188-nucleotide messenger RNA. RefSeq lists its product as uncharacterized. The record is from RefSeq and is a predicted model, not a curated record. The coding region runs from base 210 to 1124 and encodes 304 amino acids. Gene Ontology annotation, molecular function: protein dimerization activity. NCBI's taxonomy places the organism in Eukaryota, Metazoa, Arthropoda, Insecta, Diptera, Culicidae. The transcript has a single exon.
CACUCGGCCCGUUUGGAAGGCGGCAUCUGCUGGAAGUUAGUCCGUCAUUUUUCAGCUUUGAAGAAGUUCGUCUUUUCCGGAGUCGUUUAAAUCUCUUGCCGUAAAUGGUGAUCGUUAAAAUCCGGGCAAUCGGAAGCAGGAUAUUGAAGUUGGUUUUGAGUUGAUCUUUCGGUGGAUCCGUUCUCGGAGCUAAUAAAUCAAAACGAACUAUGGUGCCCCUAACGAAUGGCUGCUGGGGAGAGAAAAGUGAUGAUAAUUUGAGGUGUGUGAAUUCGGCAGAACUUGCUCGAGUCGGCAUGGAUCACUACACGGCAACGAUCGUUGGGCUGGAUCGGGCUGGUCUUGGCGAAGAUGGAGGCGCCUACGGAACAGCAAUAAUCGAAGGCUAUUUACCAAAUUAUUCAACCGACACUUCCCUGUAUCGAAGCAGCUUCAGCUCAUCCGGAGACACGAGUCCAUCGUUCACCAUUCAUCAUGAUGGAAGUGUCAAUUACGGCCUCACUCCAUUCACGGAAAUGAUGAUCGACGGUGAGUGUUUUGUUCCGGUCCAAACGCAUGAUUUUCUGGAUCAACGGCUGCUACUUGGCUCGGCACCUGAUCUGGACAACAUUGAAAAUCUGCAAAACCAGCAAACCGCCCCCUUUCUCCAUCAAAAUCCCCCUCCCAAAUUAACUCCCUUAAGUCUCAACCGAGGAGCGGUAAAACCAAGGCGCAAAACUACCCAGAAAAAAUCUUCUCCCAAAUCAGAUCCUUCCGCCAAGAGAAAAAAUCCACUUACUGUAACCAGUUCCAAUAACCCACCGCCAAGUCCAACGGUUCUGAAGAAACGGCGCCUGGCAGCAAACGCAAGGGAACGCAAGCGCAUGAACAGCCUUAAUGUGGCCUUCGAUCGGUUGCGGGAAAUUGUCCCCACCCUGGGCCCGGACCACAAAUUGUCCAAAUAUGAAACGCUCCAGAUGGCCCAAACCUAUAUAAACGCUUUGGCCGAUCUGCUAGAGCGAGGAGCUGAUGAGUCAACGUACAGUUUGUUUGAUUCAAACGACGACGGAAGUUCUGCAAGUGAUAGCAACAACAACAACCAACGGGAAAUGCAAGCCGAUCUGUAUGGGACUGACUUUAUGUGAAAUUAUAGGUUAUGUUAUUAGGAUUAAGAACCCACCAGUGCACAAAAAAGAUUUAGCAACAAAU